AAACAACAAAUCUAGAUCUAGCUAUUGGCCACUAAACAGUUAAAUCCAAUGAGUCAAUACAAUCCAUCUAUGGGAUAGAAAUGUUCACAUGCAAUUGUGGAGUGGAAUUGGUGUGAACGUCCAUUUCAUUUGCCAUAGCUCUAAUGUUUUUUUUUUAAUAUAAUGCACACAUUUUAAUACUAUUAUUACUAAUACUAUUAUUUAUGUAAGCAUUAUUAUUUAUUAUUUUAUUAAUUGUUAUUAUGAAGUUAAUAUUUAUUGAUAUAACGUUAUUAUUCGGAAUUUUAAUAUUCAGUAGUGUAAUAUAGUAUACCAAUUAUAUUUUUACAAAAAAAACACCAAUUUAAUCCAUUGCUAUUAGGAAGAUGCCGCGGCCAAGAAAACGUCAGUUAUUCAACUUCAACCAAGAAUCUAGAGAAGGAAACAACAACGCUGAUCCAGCUAAAGUCCCUCGCCUUUCUUUGGUUUUACAUGAACGGGAUUCAACUUCAAUAAAUUGCCAGUCUUCAUUGAAUCACCAGCCUUCAACUACAAUAAAUUGCCAGUCUUCAUUGAAUCAUCAGCCUUCAACUUCAAUAAAUUGCCAGUCUCCAGUGAAUCACCAGCCCUCAUUUUCAAUAAAUUGCCAGUCUCCAGUGAAUCACCAGUCUUCAACUUCAAUAAAUUGCCAGUCUUCAGUGAAUCAUCAGUCUUCAACUUCAAUAAAUUGCCAGUCUCCAGUGAAUAACCAGUCUUCAACUUCAAUGAAUUGCCAGUCUCCAGUGAAUCAUCAGUCUUCAACUUUAAUAAAUUGCCAGUCUUCAUUAAAUCACCAGCCUUCAACUUCAAUGAAUUGCCAGUCUCCAGUGAAUCACCAGUCUUCAACUUUAAUAAAUUGCCAGUCUUCAUUAAAUCACCAGUCUUCAACUUCAAUAAAUUGCCAGUCUCCAGUGAAUCACCAGCCUUCAAAUACGACAAAUCUCAGAGAAGCUUCAACUAGAGCAAAUGCAGUUAUUAGAAAUAUCGUCAAACUAGAAAAUUCUGAGAAGCGUUUAAGGAAACUUGAGGAUCUGCGACUUCGAGCUUCACGACGACUUAAAGUGGAAACUUGCACACAGUAUUCUCAGAGACUUGAAGAUCUGCGGCAGAGAGCUUCACAUCGACUUCAAGCGGAAACUUGCACACAGUAUUCUCAGAGACUUGAGGAUCUGCGACAGAGAGCUUCACAGCGACUUCAAGCGGAAACUUGCACACAAUAUUCUCAGCGACUUGAGGAUUUGCGACAGAGAGCUUCACAGCGACUUCAAGCGGAAACAUGCGCACAAUAUUCUCAGCGUCUUGAGGAUCUGCGACAGACAGCUUCACAGCGACUUCAAGCAGAAACAUGCGCACAAUAUUCUCAGCGACUUGACGACAUGCGACAACGAACUUCAAGACGAUAUGUAAAUGAAACUCCCAUAGAAUAUUCUAAGCGACUUGACGACUUGCGACGAAGAGCUUCACAGCGACUGGAAACUGAGUCUCCAACAGAAUAUUCCAAACGACUUUAUGACAUGCAAAAUCGUGCUUUACAACGAACAAAUAAUGAAACGCCUACUCAACGAAAUGAGAGACUUGAAGAAAUGCGACAGCAAGCAGCCUUAAGAUUAUCUGAAGAAACUGACGAACAACGCAUCGAGAGACUUGAAGAAAUGAGACAGCAAGCAGCCAUAAGAUUAUCUGAAGAAACCCACGAACAACGCAUCGAGAGACUUGAAGAAAUGAGACAAGGGGCAGCCAUAAGAUUAUCUAAAGAAACCCACGAACAACGAAAUGAGAGACUUGAAGAAAUGAGACAAGGGGCAGCCAUAAGAUUAUCUAAAGAAACCCACGAACAACGAAAUGAGAGACUUGAAGAAAUGAGACAAGGGGCAGCCAUAAGAUUAUCUGAAGAAACCCACGAACAACGCAUCGAGAGACUUGAAGAAAUGAGACAAGGGGCAGCCAUAAGAUUAUCUAAAGAAACCCACGAACAACGAAAUGAGAGACUUGAAGAAAUGAGACAAGGGGCAGCCAUAAGAUUAUCUGAAGAAACCCACGAACAACGCAUCGAGAGACUUGAAGAAAUGAGACAAGGGAAACCCACGAACAACGCAUCGAGAGACUUGAAGAAAUGA
Biomphalaria glabrata is the source of this 2135-nucleotide messenger RNA. RefSeq names its product trichohyalin-like. The transcript has 2 exons. The coding region runs from base 366 to 2135 and encodes 589 amino acids. NCBI's taxonomy places the organism in Eukaryota, Metazoa, Mollusca, Gastropoda, Planorbidae. The record is from RefSeq and is a predicted model, not a curated record.